This is a messenger RNA of Aspergillus uvarum CBS 121591, 486 nucleotides long. RefSeq lists its product as uncharacterized. Lineage: Eukaryota; Fungi; Ascomycota; Eurotiomycetes; Eurotiales; Aspergillaceae. The record is from RefSeq and is a predicted model, not a curated record. The coding region runs from base 19 to 246 and encodes 75 amino acids. The transcript has a single exon.
GGCUCGAACUCCUCUGAUAUGUCUUCCAACUCCAACAACAUGGCCAGCAGUCCGCCUCGGGCCCCGGACAGGAGACGCUCCAGUGGCCAAAACUCCUCCUUGUUCGAGGGUCUGACCAGCCAGAAGCGGAACUCCGACCCCAACUUUGCAUCACGCCGUGAUAGCUAUACCGAGCAGGCCCAGACAGGUGGGAUGUUUGCCCGGUGGUGGGAUGGAUACACCCGGGGCUCUAACCAGGGAAAGUAAACCACGGGAGGUAUAUUUUCGGUAGUAGUCUUGAUCUUCUGUAUCUGUUGUCACGUUUGUUUUCUGUUUAUGACCUGAGAUAGCAUGGGGCGAGAGAAAAAGAAACUUCUCAAAUGUCCUCGUUGCGUGUAUGGGAGCACGAUAUGUUGACGGGCUGGGGCCAUAAUAUUGUGUCAAAUAUGCAUCGCAGUUAUAGUCUUCUCAUGAAAUCAAUGAAAUCAAUGUUGGACUCUAGAGGUU